Dovyalis caffra is the source of this 1662-nucleotide messenger RNA. The record is from the annotation of a GenBank genome assembly. NCBI's taxonomy places the organism in Eukaryota, Viridiplantae, Streptophyta, Magnoliopsida, Malpighiales, Salicaceae.
AUGCCAAAAAUAGUGGUGAAAGGAGGAAGCAGACCGCCAUGGGUGGGAUUAGCAGCAGCAGUAUGGGUUGAGAUAUCAGCUGGGAAUGCAUACAACUUCCCACUCUACUCUCCUGCUCUCAAAUCAGUUAUGGGAUUCAAUCAGCAGCAGCUAACAAUGUUGGGCGUGGCCAAUGAUAUUGGAGAGAAUGUGGGUUUGCUCCCUGGCAUUGCCUGCAACAAGUUCCCUCCCUGGGCUAUCCUCUCGGUUGGUGUUCUUGCUUGUUUCUUGGGCUACGGUGUUCUUUGGCUUGCUGUUAGCCAGACUGUCAAUCCCUUACCUUAUUGGCUGUUAUGGCUUGCACUUGUUAUUGCCACAAAUAGCAAUGCAUGGUUUGGCACAGCCGUGCUUGUAACCAACAUGAGAAACUUCCCUAUCAGUAGGGGCACUGUUUCUGGCAUUCUCAAAGGUUAUGUUGGCAUCUCAGCCGCAGUAUAUACAGUGGUAUUCAGCCUGGUGCUUAAAGGCUCUGCUUCAAAGCUCCUGCUCUUUCUCACACUUGUCAUUCCCCUUUUAUGUUUAGCUAUGAUGUACUUUAUCCGGCCAUGUACUCCAGCUUCUGGAGAAGACUCUUUAGAGCAUGUCCAUUUUCUCUUCACCCAAGCUGCAAGUUUUCUACUUUCCAUUUAUCUCCUCACAACCACUAUAAUAAGUGAUGUGAUUUCUCUCAGUGAUACUGUUUCCUACAUUUUAGUGGCAAUCAUGGUUAUCCUUCUGAUGUCUCCUCUUGCAAUUCCUGUCAAAAUGACUUUCUUUCCUACGAGAUCAUUUGGUGUUGGGGGAGGUGAAACAACUCCAACAGAUCCUUUGUUGACUCCAUCUUCAUCAGCUACACAUCUAGGAAGUUUUGUUGACAAUGAUGAUGCUUCAGAUGUGGAAACACUUCUUGCUGUGGGAGAGGGAGCAGUGAAGAAGAAAAGGAGGCCCAAGAGAGGUGAGGAUUUCAAAUUUCGUGAGGCUCUUAUCAAGGCUGAUUUUUGGCUUCUUUGGGUGUUAUAUUUUCUUGGGGUUGGUUCUGGAGUCACCGUUCUCAAUAAUUUGGCUCAAAUUGGGGUUGCUUUUGAUCUUGAGGAUACAACAAUAUUGCUUGCUAUCUUCAGCUUUUGCAAUUUUGUUGGUCGCAUUGGCUCAGGUGCCAUUUCAGAACAUUUUGUCAGGUCAAGAACAAUUCCUCGAACCUUGUGGAUGACAUGUGCGCACAUAAUUAUGGCUGUAACUUUCAUUCUUUUUGCGUUAGCUCUUGAUGGUAUUCUUUAUGCUGCAACUGCUCUGCUUGGCAUCUCUUAUGGGAUUCUGUAUUCUGUAAUGGUGCCAACUGCCUCCGAACUUUUUGGCUUGAGACAUUUUGGUGUAAUUUACAACUUCAUGCUGCUAGGCAACCCUGUUGGUGCACUACUUUUCUCAGGUCUUCUUGCUGGUUAUGUAUAUGAUGCAGAAGCUGCUAGGCAAGGAAGCUCGACCUGUUUAGGUCCUGAUUGCUUCAAGGUAACAUUCCUGGCUCUUGCUGGCGUCUGUGGACUGGGAACCAUCUUGAGCAUAAUCUUGACAGUUAGAGUACGGCCAGUCUACCAAAUGCUUUAUUCAGGGGGUUCUUUCCGUCUGCCUCAAAAUUCAGGCCAUUGA